CGUUGAACAGAGGAGAGUGGGAUACAGAAACAGAGGAAAACAGAGCAAAGAGAACUACCAACUAUGGACUCAGAUUUCGGCAUUCCCAGAGAACUCUCAGAUCUGCAAAAAGACCGCACUCUCUACCUACCAGAGAUUCCUCCAUGUCUUCAGGGUACUACCGUUAGGGUAGAAUUUGGCGGUGCAACUACUGCUGCAGAUCCCUCUGGUUCCCACACCAUUAGCCGGUCUUUUCCACACACAUAUGGUCAGCCUCUGGCUCAUUUUUUAAGGGCAAAUGCACAAGUCCCUGAUGCUCAAAUAAUAACAGAGCAUCCUCCAUUCAGGGUAGGAAUAGUCUUCUGUGGGAGACAAUCUCCUGGAGGGCACAAUGUCAUAUGGGGCCUUCAUAGUGCACUUAAAAUUCACAACCCUAAUAGCAUUUUGCUUGGAUUUCUUGGAGGCACUGAAGGUUUAUUUGCACAGAAAACACUGGAAAUCACUGAUGAUGUUCUUUCAACAUACAAAAAUCAAGGUGGUUAUGAUUUGUUGGGUCGGACAAAGGAUCAGAUAAGAACAACUGAGCAAGUUACUGCUACCUUGAACACAUGCAAAGCAUUGAAAUUAGAUGGCCUUGUAAUUAUUGGAGGUGUAACGUCAAACACGGAUGCUGCUCAGCUUGCUGAAAUAUUUGCAGAAGCCAAAUGCCCAACAAAGGUGGUUGGAGUUCCGGUUACUUUGAAUGGAGAUCUUAGAAAUCAAUUCGUUGAAACUAAUGUUGGCUUUGAUACAAUAUGCAAGGUCAAUUCCCAGCUCAUCAGCAAUGUCUGCACUGAUGCUCUAUCUGCUGAGAAGUAUUAUUAUUUCAUCCGACUUAUGGGUCGGAAGGCAUCACAUGUUGCUCUUGAGUGUACUCUCCAGUCACAUCCUAAUAUGGUUAUCCUUGGUGAAGAGGUGGCUGCAUCAAAGCUCACUCUUUUUGACCUGACAAAACAAAUCUGCGAUGCAGUUCAAGCUAGGGCUGAACAAGAGAAGAAUCAUGGAGUAAUCCUUCUGCCUGAGGGGCUUAUAGAAAGUAUUCCUGAAGUUUAUGCUCUGUUACAGGAAAUUCAUGGUUUGCAUAGGGAAGGUGUUUCUAUAGAUAACAUUUCUUCACAACUUUCACCUUGGGCAUCUGCCUUGUUUGAAUUCUUGCCACCCUUUAUUAAGAAACAGCUGCUUCUCCAUCCUGAAUCAGAUGACUCAGCACAAUUAUCCCAGAUUGAGACAGAGAAGCUUCUAGCACAUUUGGUGGAGGCAGAAAUGAACAAGCGUUUGAAAGAAGGCACGUAUAAAGGGAAGAAAUUCAAUGCAAUCUGCCACUUCUUUGGUUAUCAGGCUCGGGGAUCUUUACCGUCAAAAUUUGACUGUGACUAUGCCUAUGUUCUUGGGCAUAUAUGCUAUCACAUUCUUGCAGCUGGUUUGAAUGGUUACAUGGCAACUGUAACCAACCUGAAGAAUCCUGUGAACAAGUGGCGAUGUGGUGCUGCUCCAAUUACGGCAAUGAUGACUGUAAAGCAAUGGGCACGAGGUCCAGGGGCCGCAUCAGUUGGAAAACCUGCUGUUAAUCCUGCUUCUGUUGAUAUGAAAGGCAAAGCAUAUGAGUUGCUGAGACAAAAUGCAACAAAAUUUUUGAUUGAUGAUAUCUACAGAAACCCAGGGCCACUUCAAUUUGAUGGUCCGGGUUCUGAUGCCAAGACUGUCACCCUGUGUGUUGAAGACCAAGACUACAUGGGCCGGAUGAAAAAACUGCAAGAUUAUCUUGACAAGGUGAGAAACAUUGUAAAACCUGGAUGUCCACAGGAUGUCCUAAAAGCAGCUUUAAGUGCCAUGGCUUCAGUGACAGAGGUUCUUUCUAUAAUGUCAGCACCUUCAUUCAACAGCCAGACACUCAUCUAGCAAAAUCAAUGCUUGCUCCCCAUGGUAUUGAAAGCCAAAAUACUGUUUGUGCCUCAUUCCUUUUCGUUUACAUUCACAAUUUUCUUCUGAUUUUGUUUUGUUCUCUUAGGAAAUUAGGAUCUUUUGACAUGAAUAAAACCUUAUAUUCUCUUUGGAAG
Telopea speciosissima is the source of this 2075-nucleotide messenger RNA. Its product is annotated as pyrophosphate--fructose 6-phosphate 1-phosphotransferase subunit alpha-like. Gene Ontology annotation, biological process: response to glucose; glycolytic process; photosynthesis. The coding region runs from base 64 to 1917 and encodes 617 amino acids. The transcript has 19 exons. Lineage: Eukaryota; Viridiplantae; Streptophyta; Magnoliopsida; Proteales; Proteaceae. Gene Ontology annotation, cellular component: cytosol. Gene Ontology annotation, molecular function: ATP binding; 6-phosphofructokinase activity; diphosphate-fructose-6-phosphate 1-phosphotransferase activity. The record is from RefSeq and is a predicted model, not a curated record.